Nematocida homosporus is the source of this 312-nucleotide messenger RNA. RefSeq lists its product as uncharacterized. The record is from RefSeq and is a predicted model, not a curated record. The transcript has a single exon. NCBI's taxonomy places the organism in Eukaryota, Fungi, Microsporidia. Bases 1 to 312 code for a protein of 103 amino acids.
AUGCCUCUUACGCAGGUGCUGUCAUCCAAGCGAAUUCCUGUGUACGAGUGUCUUUUGCAUAAACGGGAACUCUGCAGCAAUGUUCUGAACGCCCUAUGGAUAGAAGCCAUGGAGGAGAUUGAUAUUCCCGUGGAGAAGGACUCACAGGUCUUCCCUGGGUUAGAGGAGGACAACAUGAAUUCCUGCUUAUUGGGAAUGAAAGUACUGACUGCCGAGAAUGUAAGGCAGAUCUAUCCUACCUUCCGUGCAAAGUUGCUACAGAACGCCUUCUCGCCACGGUUCAAAAAGAGGUUGAAGGAGAUACUGAAUUGA